Neofelis nebulosa (Clouded leopard) is the source of this 6274-nucleotide messenger RNA. It is a transcript of the gene DLL3, whose product is annotated as delta like canonical Notch ligand 3. Gene Ontology annotation, biological process: Notch signaling pathway; heterophilic cell-cell adhesion; establishment or maintenance of epithelial cell apical/basal polarity. The transcript has 9 exons. NCBI's taxonomy places the organism in Eukaryota, Metazoa, Chordata, Mammalia, Carnivora, Felidae. Gene Ontology annotation, molecular function: calcium ion binding. The record is from RefSeq and is a predicted model, not a curated record. Gene Ontology annotation, cellular component: protein-containing complex; plasma membrane. Bases 4293 to 6062 code for a protein of 589 amino acids.
UGUUUGAGAGAGCGAGCACACAGUGUGAGCGCACACGAGCAGGGGAGGGGUAGAGAGAGAGAGGGGGAGAGAGAGAAGCCCAAGCAGGCUCCCACACUGUCUGUGUGGAGCCCCACAUGGGGCUCAAACUCAUGAACCGUGAGAUCAUGACCUGAGCCGAAAUCGGGAGUCCAAUGCUUAAUGGACUGAACCACCCAGGCGCCCCCAAAUCUCCCAGUUCUUAAAUGUGGGCCCCUAACUAGGACAGGCAGACUAUGUAGUGCUUCUCUGCAGUGGGGCUUUCUGUGAUGUUUAUUCUGUGUUCCGGAUCUGCACUGGCCAGCACAGCAGCCAGUGGCCAUAUGGAGCUAUGGAUACCCUGAAUUGUGAUGACAGUAACUGAGGAAUGGAGUUUCUCCUUGUUUCAUUUUAAUUUGAAUUCAAGCAGCCACAUGUGGCUCCUGGCUCCUGCAGCAGACAGUGCAGUUGUGUAUCAUUCCACGGUGUAAGUCCCAGACUGUCUGUCCCAAGUUCACAUCCCAGCUUUACCACUUCCUGCCUUGUGUGGUCUCAGGCAAGUUACUUCACCUCGCAUGCCUCCGUUUCUCCAUCUGUAAAGAUCACGGUACCUACCUCGUUGUCGGCGGGGCUUGAGGGCUGAGCGAGACGCUCCCCGGAGGCACCCAGAUGGUAGCUGUGUCCCUUGGGCAAGGCAUCUUUGUGCCUCCACUUUCUCAUCUCUCGGAUGGGGGUGAUGGUAGGAGCUGUCUUAGAGCAGCUGGGAGGCGUAAACAGGACAGGCCGUGCUCAGGCUGCAUCUGUAUUCCUGUGGUGCUUCUUACCAGGUGCCCAUACUGACUCUUCACAGAUGAAAGUGUCCUGGGCCGAUUUGGUGGCGCCCAGCCCCGGCUGUCCCAGCCUUUCCUCCAGCCAGCAUUUAGUGCUAGUACCAGUUCAAUCUUUUCAAAAGACGUCUGCUGGUGUUACAGUAAUUUAAAUGUAACUGUGUGGGCCAGAUUGAACCCCUGAACUAUAGGUUUUUUUUAAAGGCUCACAGAUGUCUACGAAGAAGUAUUAAAAUUUGCAUGACCCCCCCCCCCCCCAGCCCCAAGGUGUAGUAUCUGUAACCCCAGCAAAGUCUCAGGGGUCUUGGUUUACUCAUUCAUAGGAGGUUAAUAGUAGUACUUCCCUCAUUCAUUCACUUACUCAGCAAGUGUUUCCUAAGUGCUGACUGCCCAGCCUUGUUCUAGACACUAGGGUGCAUCAGUGAGCAAAUUAGACCUAGAGCUCUCAUGUUCUCAGACAUGUUCUUACGGAGGAGAUAAUGGUCAGAUAUUUCUCAAUAAAUGCAUAAAGAAAAAUAAGGGGAGUGGGUAUACUAAGGAGACAGAGCGGUUUGGAGACUUGAGGUGCUGUUUUAUUUAUUUAUUUUUUAAUGUUUAUCUGUUUUUGAGAGAGCGUGUGCGAGUGCAUGAGCAGAGGAGAGAGAGAAUCCCAAGCAGGCUCCACACUGUCAGCGCAGAGCCCAGGGUGGCGCUCAAACCCACAAACCGUGAGAUCAGGACCUGAGCCAAAGUCAGAUGCUUAACCCACUGAACCACCCAGGUGCCUCUAUUUUUGUUUUUUAAUGCUUAUUUUUGAGAGAAUGAGCACAAAUGGGGGAGGGGCAGAGAGAGAGAGGGAGACAGAAUCCAAAGCAUGCUCAAGGCUCCAAGCUGUCAGCGCAGAGUCUGAUGCAGGGCUCGAACUUAUGAACUGUGAGAUGAUGACCUGAGCUGAAGUUGGGUACUUAACCAAUCUAGCAACCCAGGUGCCCCUGAGGUGCUGUUUGGGAUUGAAUGGAACAGUCAAGGAAGGCCUCCUGGGAAGGUAUAUUUGACAGACCAUAAUGAAAUGAGAAAAGCCAUGGGGACAUCUGGGUGUGUCAGGUGCAGUCACCUCAGGACCUUUGCACUUGCUGUAUCCUCUGCCAGGAAUAUUUCCCCAGGAUCCUUAUCACUUCCCUCUCUUCCCCCUACUUAUCCCCCCCCCCCCACCUUAUGUCUUUGCUUGGAUGUCACCUCAGCAUGACCUGUGGGCCCUAAGGUUGGCAAAUAAGGAAAAGUUCUGAAUAGCCAAAGAGACUCAUGGAAAUCUCUUAAAGUAUACUUUACACACAGACAUGACAGAAUUCACCUGAAACACUAUCCUGUCUGGCACAAGCCUUCAAUAAAGUCUGGUUUUUUUUAUGAUCUUCAAAAUGAGAUAUCUCAGACCUGGAAUCUGUUACUUCCCAAGUUAUUAUCCAGGAUAGGAAUCUGACUUUUCCCACAGCAGUUUUUAAGGACUGUCCAAAUUCCAUUUGAAUGUCUCCUUUGAUGGGAAGCUCACUCCUCCACCUGCCCCAGUAAAGGGUCUAAUUUGCCUCCUGGUAAUCAGUCCCAUGAGGUCUGCCUCUGUGUUUAGGGCUACAGAGCCAGUCUGAGUAGGGGGAGGGUAUGUGGAAGGAGGGCCUCACGUGUCAACCUUAGAGUCUCUGUAUUUUGAAGGCACAGGAGAGCCAUGUCAGAGCCUGCAGGAGAGGGAAACGGGUCAGAUUUGUGCUUAGGCCCCCCGAGCCAGAGUGGUCACAGCUGGGAGAGAGUAAUCAGGGGGCUCUGGGGCUCAGAGGAGGUGCCUGGCCACCUUGGUGGAUGUGGGGGAAGGCCUGCAGGAGGGGAAAUCUGGUGAGGACAAUGAAAUAGAGGAGGGAGUGGAAAAGACACAACUAGAGGGAAGACCUGUACAAAGGAAUCUGGGUAGUGUGCACAGUGACCACGGCUCCCCUUGCUCACAAUCCUUCCGAGACCCCAGGCCUCAGGGAAAAAAAAAAAAAAAAAAUUCAGAUUUUAUUUUUAAUCUCUAUCUCCACCCAACGUGGGGCUCGAGCUCACCACCCUGAGCUCAGGAGCCAAUCGCUCCACCGACUGAGCCAGCCAGGCGCCCCUAAGAACAAACUACUCCGUUGAACUCUCCUUCAUUAAAAAUUGCUGCGCGCUUGUGUGUGCCCCGUUCUGCUGGACUAUGCUUUGUUGAUCAUUCUGUCUUCUCCAAAAGAAAAAUUUGUAAAUGGAACCUGUAUUCUGCCCGCCCCCCCCCCCCCAUAAUUAUUAGCCUCCAACUAUUAAAACGUUUUAUUUGCGGGGAGUUCACGUCAUCUAAGCACUUCACUCGGCACCUGGCACAGAACGAUUACGGCCAGAGAAGCCGGAGCAUCUGCUCCUAACUGGGCUUCCCUUGCCGUGGUCCGGGAAUACUAAGGGGCUUCUGGAGGGCCCGGGGGUGCCCCCUCCCCCCCACUGUGAGGGAGCGGGCCCCUGAUUUGUGAAGACGGAAUUUCCUGCCCAUUUGCUCCUCACACCUUCCGGAGGCCAAACGGGCGGCCCAGCUGCGGCCCAAAGGGGGAGGGGCGCGGCCGUCCGGCAGAUGGCGGCAUUUACAUACAGCUGGAGCCCCCUCUCAGGCGGGGGCGCCUCACCCCGGCGUCUGGUGCGUCCGCGAAGCGGGGGUUGGAAGGGUGGCUUUGUCUUCGGGAGGGGAGCACACACCGCGCGUGUACACGCACGUGGGGGUCCACAAAGAACCCUGGAUCUUCGUCGCGUCCACGCAGGGCUACAGCCACGGACUUCCCACACCUAACCUCUUUCACACAGGGACGCUCGGUUAUUCACGGCUUACGCAGACCCUCCCCCCCACGCGGCCACCCAGAGGUGCCCGCACAGAGCAGAGAUUUAAAGGUUCAUAUGGCUACACACAGUGUUCAGGAUCUCACAUUUACGCAAUGAUACGCACAUCCACAACAGCCAAUCUCAAGAAGUCACACAGGAUAAUCAGGUACACCCCUGUUUUCCCACGCUGGUGCACACGCGUACACACACACACACACACACACACACACCACAGAAUCUUAGAAUUACAACCUCACAACCUGUCUUCACCAUAUACAAUUUUAGGCACACAGUCACGUGCAGCCUCCAUCCGGUAACUCUUGAUCACACCACACACGCACAGAAUUUAAAAUCGUAUAUAACUUUACACACUGGCUGCACCUAACCCCACCUCGUCUUCAGCCACACACAAAGUCGUGCCCACAACCACACACAAGAUCACACGCUCACUACAUUGCUUCUGCCCAUAUUACAGUCUCACGGUUGCUCCAGCAAGCUCCCCUUCCCCUGCGAUCUCCUCCCCUAGGGUCUCCUGGAGCCGGGCUGCUGCCUGAAGGGGCGGAGCUGUCCCCUCAGAUAUAAGGCUCGGGAGCCAGCAGCUGCGGCUCCCGGCACCCCCGAAAGGCCAUGGUCAGCCCGCAGAUGGCCCAGCUCCUGUCCCGGACGGUGAUCCUGGCGCUGCUUUUCCUUCCCCAGGCAGGGCCGGCAGGCGUCUUCGAGCUGCAGAUCCACUCUUUUGGGCCAGGACCAGGCCCGGGGGCCCCGCGGUCCCCCUGCAGCGCCCAGGGCCCGUGCCGCCUCUUCUUUAGGGUCUGCCUGAAGCCAGGGGUCUCAGAAGAGGCCGGCGAAUCUCCUUGCGCCCUAGGCGCGGCGCUGAGUGCGCGCGGACCGGUCUAUACCCAGCAGCCUGGAGCUCCGGCACCUGACCUGCCGCUGCCCGACGGCUUCAUGCGCGUGCCCUUCAGGGAAGCCUGGCCGGGCACCUUCUCUCUCAUCAUCGAAACCUGGAGAGAAGAGUUAGAACAGAUUGGCGGGCCCGCUUGGAGCCUUCUGGCGCGCGUGGCCGGCCGGCGCCGCCUAGCGGCCGGGGGCCCGUGGGCGCGGGAUGUGCAGCGCGCAGGCGCCUGGGAACUACGUUUCUCCUACCGCGCGCGCUGCGAGCCGCCCGCCGUCGGGGCCGCAUGCGCGCGCCUCUGCCGCUCGCACAGCGCCCCCUCGCGGUGCGGCCCAGAAUUGCGCCCCUGCGCGCAGGUCGAGGACGAGUGCGAGGCAGCACCGGCAUGUCGGGCCGGCUGCAGUCCAGACCACGGCUUCUGUGAGCAGCCCAAUGAAUGUCGAUGCCUGGAGGGCUGGACUGGGCCCCUCUGCACCAUCCCGGUCUCCAGCAGCUGCCUCACUCCCAGAGGCCCAUCCUCUGCUGCCACUGGAUGCCUUGUACCCAGGCCUGGGCCCUGUGAUGGGAACCCAUGUGCCAACGGGGGCAGCUGCAGUGAGACAUCAGGAUCCUUCGAAUGCGCCUGUCCCCGCGGGUUCUACGGAUUGCGGUGUGAGGUGAGCGGGGUGACGUGUGCGGAUGGACCUUGCUUCAAUGGCGGCUUGUGUGUGGGAGGCGCAGACCCUGACUCUGCCUACGUCUGCCACUGUCCACCCGGUUUCCAAGGCUCCAACUGUGAGAAGAGAGUGGACCGGUGCAGCCUGAAACCGUGCCGGAACGGCGGGCUCUGCCUGGACCUGGGCCACGCCCUGCGCUGCCGCUGCCGCGCCGGCUUCGCGGGGCCGCGCUGCGAGCACGACCUGGACGACUGCACCGGCCGCGCCUGCGCCAACGGCGGCACGUGCCUGGAGGGUGGUGGCGCGCGACGCUGCUCCUGCGCACUGGGCUUCGGCGGCCGUGACUGCCGCGAGCGCGCCGACCCGUGUGCCGCGCGCCCCUGCGCCCACGGCGGCCGCUGCUACGCCCACUUCUCCGGCCUCGUCUGCGCCUGCGCGCCCGGCUACAUGGGCGCGCGCUGCGAGUUUCCGGUUCACCCCGUCGGCGUGGACGACGGCACAGGCGCGUUACCCGCGGCCCUACCAGGCCUGAGGCAGGGGGAUCCCCAGCGCUUCCUUUUGCCCCCGGCUUUGGGACUGCUGGUGGCCGCGGGCUUGGCCGGCACUGCGCUCUUGCUGGUCCACGUGCGACGCCGUGGUCCCGUCCGGGAUACUGGGUCUCGCUUGCUGGCGGGGACCCCGGAGCCAUCGGUGCAUGCGCUACCAGACGCACUCAACAACCGGAGAACUCAGGAGGGUUCCGAGGAUGGCCCGAGCCAGCCCGCGGACUGGAGUCACCCCGAAGAUGGAGACUCUCGUGCGAUUUACGUCAUAUCUGCGCCUUCCAUCUAUGCCCGGGAGGCCUGACCUGCCCCUUCUCCAUCAGCGCCUGGAGACAGAACCCGGAUAUUUUUGUAUUUACUUGGUGGUGCCCAAUGUUCUGCCUUAGACACUUUGGAGCUGGAGGGGGUGGCUGGGAGAAUUUUACUGUUGGGAGUUGUACAUAAUGGUUAUUUAUAUCCUAUUUUCUCCUCUCUCCAUCUCUCCAGAGACCUCUAUAAAGGCUCUUACUUUGAUCA